AUCUUAGUUAUCUGAUCUUCAAACGUAAACGCGUGUGAAAAAUAGUCUACGGUUUAGUCUUGCAACGUGUUUGCUGAAUUUCAUCUUUUCUGUAAAAACUAUAAAAUAAAAUAUAUAAAAAUGUCGGAUAUAAAUAUGACGGAAAGUGAAGAUGACCCGGUGGUUAAGGAGAUUCCAGUAUUUUUAUCCAAAACUCUUGAGAAUAAAUUAUUUAUUUUCCAAUAUCCUAUUCGACCUGCUCGAGAUGGAUACGACAAUGCAACAUUUUUGAAAACUUCAAUAAAACCGGAAAAUCAAGAGGUCAGAAUUGAAGUAGCUGUUGAUACAUAUAGCCUUAACUAUGAUAAAAUGAAAGGAAGACAAAUUGCCAUUAAUGCAGAUGGUAAUUCUAAAACUGAACAAGAAGAUGAUGAAAAAGUAUUUGAUAGCGAUCUAAUGGAUAAAACAGUCUUGCAUUCUUCUCGUGCAUUACCAGAAUGUACGAAUUAUGCAGCUGCAGUUUAUCAAGACGGUGAAUUACAUAUCACUCCACUGAAAGGUAUCAUACAAUUAAGGCCACAAUUUAAUUAUCUUGAUAAAAGCGAUAAACGUGCUAGAGAGGAAGCUAAAACUAUAGGUGAAGAUGUUGAGGAAGAAGAUGAAGGCCCUAAACAAGUGAAUGUGACUUUUGAUAGACAAACGCCAGAUUUCCUUAAAAAAAUGCAAGAACAAUCUUUUCAACAUUUUUCCAAAAAAAGUUCAGAAGAAAAGUGGAUACAUACGAACUAUGCUCCAGUCAAUAGUACACAAGCUGAACUGACACGUUUGGAAAUGUUUUGUUCAUCUACUGAAGAAAGUAUAAAUGCAUUAAAUUUAACAAAUAAACAGUAUUUAGAAUUAUUAGCACCACCUAUUAGUCAAGAACAGUAUUCAAAGAGUGAAACUCUAAGUCAUACCACAUCCCUUAAUUAUAUUAGGACAUUACCACUUCUUGAUCAAGUCAGGAUUCUUAUGAAGGAUGCAAAGGUGAUAUCAUUUACUCAGCUACGAUUAAUUUUAUCAUCAGAGCACGAUACUGCAGCCGUAUUGAAAUAUUUGCAGCAAGUAGCAGUUUUAGUGCAAGGGAACUGGGUUGUAAAUAGUGAACUUAUUUAUAUUAAAGAUAGCGUAUCGUCUCAAAAUGGUAUACCAGCAGAACUCAUGUGCAGAGCUAGAGAUUAUAUCUUAUUAUCAUUUACUGAACAACAAUUCCUUGAUCGGAGAGCCAUAUCUACCGUUAUCAAACUUCCUUCGGAGGAAAUAAAAGAGAUAUUUACAAAUUUAGCAAUACAUAUACCAAAAAAAGGAUGGCAAUUAAUCGUACCACCAAAUAAAGAUUUUGCCGAAAAGUAUCCGGAAAUAGCGCAAAGACAAGAGAUGUUCUGGGAGGCCAAACGAAAAUAUUUACGCGAGACGUUAGAACCACAAAAUCAAGUACCACAACGUCAAAGGAGAAGAUCGAAUAGAGAAUCUAUUGGUUCUGAGAACGAAGAAAGAAAUGUAGGUCGAGGAAAAAAAUUGAGGGAUUCAUCGAUUUCGGACGAUAGUGCAUCAGAAACGGUUAAACAUAAGAAAACGAGUCGAUCUAGAAAAGUUUCUGAAACAACAUGACCAAAAGCAUCGAACGAUUAGGACAUAUAUAAAUCUAUAAUAGCGUUUAUAGGCAUUGUUAUUAUAUCCAAAAUAAUGAAUUAUCUCAUCUGUACAAUUAUAGUGAAGUGUUUGUUUAAUACACUGCCGUAAAAUAACCGUCUUCGUGGUGUAGUGAUUGUUAACAUCGUUGCUUCUCACUAGGAGACUCACCAUCUGGGUUCAAUUCACGGCACUGUCCCUUGAGAUUUUUUUCAGGAGACAGUGAGUUUGUAAUCGAGGCUGAUCCAGCCUCGUGAAGAUAAUUAAUUGGGAAACUAUUUGAUACAAGAGGUAGUGAUCCGAUCACGAAAACCGAAUAACAUGCUGAACACGCUUUUCUCCAGAACUGCAGGCCCUUGGGACCGGCUAGCAAUUAUUUCGUAGGCCUAAGUCCCAGUGCAAACUGUCGUGCCAGGAAAAAGAAAAACCUGUCGUACGGUAAAUACAUUAAGAAAAAUAUUAAAAUGACAUAGUAAAACAAAUGGUGUGAAGUAACAUUUUUAUCGUCACGUAUAUACAAUAUAAUAAUAACAAUUUGAUUACAUUCGAAGAAAUGAUUUAUCGUUCGUAAACAUAGCGUUUUUAUUCUAUUAAAAAUAUUUUUUAAGAACGAAUGAUUUAUUUAUUAAUCGUUGAUUAUAUGUGUUUAUAAUUUGUUAAACAUUUAUAUUAAGUUUUACUUUAUAUUGUAAACAUUUUCCUUGAAUGUAAUUGUAAUUAAGCAUAUAUAUAUGAGAUUAAUAACUAAUAAUAAGAAAUAUUAUCAUUCGAUAUUUUUCUAUAUAAUGCAAUUCUUUUUGUAUGGCUAUAUAACAUGUUUAGUAAAAACCUUAUGGAUAAGAAAAUUAAGAAUUAAUUAAUGUACAUAUAAUUCUAAAUCUAUACGAAUUUAAUUAUUACUUAAGAGAUACAGAAAAAAAAUAUAUAUAUAUGUGUGUAUUCUUUUUUAUUUUUUAACGUUGUUUACUUCUGACUGAUUUUUCAUUAUAUUACAUAAUUAAUUUUUACAUAUAAAAAAUCUAACAACAAUAAAAAAUAAUGGGAUAUGUAUAAAAAGAACUUAUCACAAGUUUAAGGAUGCUAUUCUUAAAAUACAUAUACACACAUAUGUAUCUAUUACCGUGUAUAUAAUUAACGAUGUACAUACACAUAUAUAUAUGUGAUUAUAUUAUAAUUUAUCUGCAUUAUGGUCUCUUUUUAUAUUUACAAAAUAUGUUUUAUUUAUUAUGGAAAAUACAUAAAUAUAUAAAACAGAAAAAGGGAAGAAAAUGUGAAAAUAUUACUUUACUUCAAAUCCACAUGGACAGGUUUCUCUUUGCUAUCCACGAAACUCGUAUUUAUAUUUUUAUAAUCGCUUGAAAUUUUUUAUGUUUAUAUUAUGUAUAUUCCAAUAACCGUUCGUUAUAGCCAUAAGAAAAGAAAAAAGAAAACAACAUUGUAUACACGUACGUUCACCGCAAACUCCGGAGAGAGAAUUUUCCCCUUUACGAUUAGCAAGGCAUUUCCUGUAGAGUUACGUUUGCCAUUACCAGCAACGUAAAUGGAUAGGCAGUAAGCGAGAUAUCUCAUUAUAUACCAGGUGUGGUACUGUUCAGGUGUAAAGCGAUCUGUAAUAUACUAUAAAGUUUAAACAAAUUUAA
Messenger RNA from Vespula vulgaris, 3290 nucleotides. RefSeq names its product DNA-directed RNA polymerase III subunit RPC5 (gene Polr3E). The coding region runs from base 121 to 1629 and encodes 502 amino acids. Gene Ontology annotation, cellular component: nucleus; RNA polymerase III complex. Gene Ontology annotation, biological process: DNA-templated transcription. Lineage: Eukaryota; Metazoa; Arthropoda; Insecta; Hymenoptera; Vespidae. The record is from RefSeq and is a predicted model, not a curated record. The transcript has 8 exons.